UGAGACACACAAGAGGAAGGAAGAUAGGCAUGAAACAGAAAGAGAGUUCAGUCUUACAGUAUUCCUUCGUUUUGCAACAAGUCACAAGACGGCGGUGGACCUUCAAGGAGGAUUACAGGCACUUUCUUAAACAUGACUCUGGAAACAUCUUUAAUCUCACUAUUUGCUUUCAUGCUCACAUGCACAGUGGACACGUGCCAGAUCGACAUCCGCCAGCAAGGCUGGGUGUCCAAGUGGAGUGGAAGUCCUGAGGCCGUGCUUCACUGCGAGGUCAACUCCACCAGCGACUGCGCAGAUAAUCUCAAGUUGAGGUUCGUCUGGUUCAAGUUUGAGGCCAAUAGCAACAGGACUCUUCAGUCUAAUGGAAAGUAUGCCCAAAAUGCAAGAGAGAUGCUCAUCAGGAACGUUACCAUGAAUGACAGUGGGGUGUACUACUGCGGCGUCAUAGUCAAGGACUUCACCCGCCCUGGGGGCCGUUAUGUUGGCGGGGGAACCCUGCUGGUGGUGAGAGAGUACAGCCAUGUGAAGCAUGCCUUGGUGUGGACGUUGUUCGUCGUUCUGGCUCUGUAUAGCCUGGCCCUGCUGGUCCUGCUUAUCCUAAAGAAGAUGCAGAGGAAAACGGCCCCUUUCACUGGCAGAGAGCAUGGCAGCAGUGGGAAGGACGGCCCCAUUCGAUCAGCCCAGUUCCAAAAUGUGGUGCGAGAGCUAUACAGCAAGAGGAACUUGCAAAAGCACAUGAAGAAACACAGCCUGACCCCAGUUCAGCCAAAGGACGAGAUGACCUGCUCCGAUUCAGUGGACGAGACUGUGUACCAGAACAUGUGAGCACAGAACGCCUGGCCUGGAGUGGAAUAAUGGGAAACAGGAGGAACCUGGGAAAUUGUAGACACCACGGAUCCUUAAUAUGGAAACGCAGCAGCGGUGAGGCAGAGACAGGCUCAUAAUAUCCAACUAACCCAACAGACUGCUUCACUGGGCAAGUCCACUUUCAGUCGGUGAUCUGCGAUUCCUCCAGACCUCCGAGAUCCACUUAGGAUGUUAAGAUCCUGUCAGGUUAACUUCUAGUAUCUCUACUUUGGACUCGGGGGUAGUCUUCGGAUGGGGGGAGGGGUGAUCACCAGCGUAAUGAGUAUAUGGUCUGUUAGAACUGGUUAUGUACUCUCUGUCAAAUGACUAUCAAAACAACAAAGAUAUACAUUCAGUGAUGCGUAAACUUGCAGCAAGUAGUAAAACAAUUAAAUGUUUAUUUUUUCUAUAAUAAAUUCUAUUCAAAUA
Messenger RNA from Paramormyrops kingsleyae, 1275 nucleotides. Its product is annotated as immunoglobulin superfamily member 6. The record is from RefSeq and is a predicted model, not a curated record. Lineage: Eukaryota; Metazoa; Chordata; Actinopteri; Osteoglossiformes; Mormyridae.